Colletotrichum navitas is the source of this 845-nucleotide messenger RNA. RefSeq lists its product as uncharacterized. The transcript has a single exon. The coding region runs from base 315 to 761 and encodes 148 amino acids. NCBI's taxonomy places the organism in Eukaryota, Fungi, Ascomycota, Sordariomycetes, Glomerellales, Glomerellaceae. The record is from RefSeq and is a predicted model, not a curated record.
AUGUAAGCCGUCGAUCGGGGCGUAAGGUGACCUUGCAGGACCAUCUACAGAGAAUUCUUUCACUUUCUAUAUGACGGCGCAACUUAUGUCUUGUGGCCGUGCGCUGAAGCUCAAAUACUACCUCCUCGCUGACGAAAACGCCUCGGCCUAUCGCCGGUAGGCAUGUAAUAAGUAGCCGUAAGUCGUUGCGUGCAACUGGUGUGCGUCGACACUUGGAUGCUCUUGACGCUAGACUGUGCCUGGCUGUGAAACCAUACGUGAGGUGCCUAGAGAAUUGCCAAUUUGGUUGUUAAUUCGGGUGUUGUGACGCAACCAUGUUUUUGCAGCUGCGCCUGUCCUGUGGUGCCAACGUGUUUCUCCGUUUAGCUGUUUUAGCCGCUGAAGACCUCAACAAUAAGCUGGGCAUCAUUUCAGCCUGCCUUAGCUGCACACGAGCCAGCAUGGCGAGCACCAAGUUGCCGGCUCGUCAUGGAGCAGUUCAAUGUGGCCGUCCACGUGUAACAGGGAGGGAAUAUUGGGGGCUGUUGUGGCGCUGCGCAGCCUCGAUGCCGCUUGUUUCAAAGCACGCGGUCGGCGUGGUGCACCGCCCGGUCAACCUUGAGAUUAUUGUCUGCUUCGCCCAUGCCCCCAGGGUCCUCCUCCCAAUAACAACGACAACGUUAUCAUGGCGGCUGCGGCUGUGCACAAUGGUCCGGCAGACCCCACCGAGAACUAUACCGCUGGGGAGCUACAAUGGAAAUAUUCGGUUUCCUCAGUCGUGAAAGCAAGAGCGGGAAAAAGGCCAUUGCUGUGUGUUUUACGCUGGGCGGAGGACAUGGAUGGCUGUCUCGGAAGGGAAAUAAUUG